Molecule: messenger RNA, 3052 nt
Organism: Oryzias latipes (Japanese medaka)
Lineage: Eukaryota; Metazoa; Chordata; Actinopteri; Beloniformes; Adrianichthyidae
Product: NACHT, LRR and PYD domains-containing protein 12-like
Molecular function (GO): metal ion binding; protein binding
Source: RefSeq, a predicted model, not a curated record
CUUUCUGUUCACUGCUUUCUAUUUUAUCCUCAGUGUCCACACUGAGAGGCAGAGGAUUGCUAUUUCUGUGGAGGAGCAGAUGUCCUGCUGUUCUCUGUGUCAGAAUCUCCUGAAAGAUCCAAUCUCCACCAGCUGUGGACAUUGGUUCUGCAGAUGCUGCAUCACUUCAUCCUGGGACCAGUCUGCUCCAUCAGGACUCUGCUCCUGUCCUCAGUGUGGUGAUGUUGGACUGAAGGAACCAUUAGAUGAACAUCAGAUCAGUUUGAGGAGGAGAUGUGAACAUGCAACUGAAGAAUCAGGAAAAGAAAUGCCCCUGAACCGGAUCUACACUGAGCUUUACAUCACAGAGGGACUGAGAGAAGAGGUCCAGACCCAACAUGAGGUGAGGCAGCUGGAGACCUCCUCCAAGACCAGCAGGCGUCAUGAUGCUCCAAUCAGGAACCAGGACAUCCUGAAACCCUUACCUGACCAGCAUGGAUCCAUCAGAUUGGUUCUGACCAGUGGCGUUGCUGGAGCUGGAAAAAGCUUCUCGGUGCAGAAGUUCACUCUGGACUGGGCCGAGGGCUCGGAGAACCAAGACAUCAGUGCUGUGGUUCCUCUGUCCUUCAGGGAGCUGAACUUGAUCAGAGACCAGCAGCACAGUCUUCUCUCUCUGAUCCAGCUGUUCCAUCCAACGUUCCAGAAGAUCCCAGCAGAGCAGCUGUCUGUCUGCAAACUUCUCUUCAUCUUUGACGGUCUGGAUGAAAGCAGACUUUCUCUGGACUUCAGCAACAGUCCGGCGGUGUCUGAUGUCACACAGACGUCCUCAGUCAACGUGCUGCUGAUAAACCUCAUCCAGGGACGUCUGCUGCCCUCAGCUCUGGUCUGGAUCACGUCCAGACCUGCAGCAGCCAAUCAGAUCCCUGCUUCAUGUGUGGACAGACUGACAGAAGUACGAGGCUUCAAUGAUGCUCAGAAGGAGGAGUACUUCAGGAGGAGGUUCCCAGAUGAAGAGCAGUCCAGCAGAAUCAUCUCCCACAUCAAGAGCUCCAGGAGCCUUCACAUCAUGUGUGAGGUUCCAGUCUUCUGCUGGAUCACUGCUGUGGUUCUGGAGAACAUGGUGUCCACAGAGCAGGGAGCAGAGCUGCCCACCACCCUGACUGACAUGUACUCCCACUUCCUGAUGGUCCAGACAAAGAGGAAGAAGAACAAGUACCAGCAGGAACAUCAGACAAGUCCACAAGAGCUGGCAGAGGCGGACAGGGAAGUUCUUCUGAAGCUGGGGGGGCUGGCAUUUGAACAUCUGGAGAAAGGAAACAUCUUGUUCUACCAAGAAGACCUGCAGCAGUGUGGUCUGGACGUCACCGAGGCCUCGGUGUACUCUGGAGUUUGUACUGAGAUCUUCAGAAGAGAGUGUGGAAUCUUCCAGAAAGCGGUCUACAGCUUUGUUCAUCUGAGCGUUCAGGAGUUUCUGGCUGCAGUCUACAUGUUCCACUCUUACUCCAACAAGACCAAUAAACUAGAAACCUUCCUGAGGAAAUCUAGCUUUGGUAAAAAAGAAAAUUCUAAAUUUAACAGCAAUGAUGAUGAUGAAGAUGUAAGUGAGGAUGAUGAUAAAGACGAGUAUGAAAGUGACAACUAUGAUGAAGACAGAUAUGACUAUAGCUAUGAUGAUAAUGAAGAUAGAUAUGACAAUAGCUAUGAUGAUGAAGAUAGAUAUGACAAUAGCUUUGAUGAUGAUGAAGAUAGAUAUGACAAUAGCUAUGAUGAUGAUGAAGAUAGAUAUGACAAUAGCUUUGAUGAUGAUGAAGAUAGAUAUGACAAUAGCUAUGAUGAUGAUGAAGAUAGAUAUGACAAUAGCUAUGACUUUGACUCAGACAUAUGGAAAGGUGGACCUAGAGUCACAAACGAACAUGGAAAUGACUCAAACAUCUCAUCUCUGGAUGAGUUUCUGAGUAGAGUCAUGGAGAAAUCCCUGCAGAGCAAAACUGGACAUCUGGACCUUUGUGUUCGAUUCCUUCAUGGCCUCUCUGUGGAGUCCAACCAGAGGCUCUUAGGGGGUCUGCUGGGUCAGACGGACCAGAGUCCAGAAACCAUCCAGAAAGUCACCAACAAUCUAAAGAAGAUGAACAGUUUCAAAGUGUUUCCUGACAGAAGCAUCAACAUCUUCCACUGUCUGAUGGAGAUGAAAGACCUCUCAGUUUAUCAAGAGAUUCAAAAGUUCCUAAAGUCAGAAAAGCGAUCAGAGGAGGACCUCUCAGAGAUCCACUGCUCCGCUCUGGCCUACAUAAUGCAGAUGUCAGAAGAAGUUUUGAAUGAGCUGGACCUGGACACGUACAACACGUCAGACGAGGGCCGUCGGAGGCUGAUCCCAGCUGUGAGGAACUGUAAAACCUUCAGACUCUCCAACUGUGGACUCUCAGAGAGUGAAUGUGAAGUGGUGGUUUCAGCUCUGAACUCCAACCCGUCUCAUCUGACCGAACUGGACCUGAGUAACAACCAGCUGACAGUUUCAACAGUCAAGGUUCUGUGUGCUGGACUGGAAAGUCCAAACUCCAGACUGCAGAUUCUGAGGUUGGAGAGCUGCAAUUUGUCAGAGAUCAGCUGUGAUGCUCUGGUCUCUGCUCUGAAAUCCAACCCGUCCCACCUGACAGAACUGGACCUGAGUGGGAACAAAGACCUGUAUGAUUCUGGAGUGAAACACUUCUGUGGUCUUCUGGAGAGUCCAGAAUGCAGACUGAAGUCUCUGAGGCUGGACGACUGCGGCUUGUCUAAAGCCGGCUGUGACGCUCUGGUCUCAGCUCUGAGGUCUGCUGGGAACCACCUGACAGAACUGGAUCUGAGAGGGAACAGACUGCAGGACUCAAAUGUUCGGCCGCUCCAGGACCUGAUGAAGAGUCCGGACUGCAACCUGCGCACCCUAAGAUGGAAGUACUGGCACUGAUUGGGUCGUGUGUUCUGACAACCAAAGUUGCAGCUCGUCUGUUCAGGAGGAGCAAAGAGAUGAAGCAGAGGAGGUGAAGAAGACUACGCUGGAGGAAAUGGUUUAUUUCUGGCCAUCAAAGCAAAAAAA